Zootermopsis nevadensis is the source of this 4647-nucleotide messenger RNA. RefSeq names its product ATP-binding cassette transporter scarlet (gene st). NCBI's taxonomy places the organism in Eukaryota, Metazoa, Arthropoda, Insecta, Blattodea, Termopsidae. Gene Ontology annotation, molecular function: ABC-type transporter activity; ATP hydrolysis activity; ATP binding. Gene Ontology annotation, biological process: transmembrane transport. Gene Ontology annotation, cellular component: plasma membrane; cytoplasmic vesicle membrane. The record is from RefSeq and is a predicted model, not a curated record.
UGAACAUAGGUCUUGAGAUUACAGUCACCAUCAUAAAACCAAGAGCUGAGCCCCUGCUUGGACAAACCUUGCCGUAAUAUAUGCGUGCGCUACUAGGUCAACAACUAGUAGCAUAUCUUCACGGAGUUACGGUGUUUGGUUUAUGAAGCCAUGUUAGUUAGUACAUAGUAAGGAAGAUAACAUGUCAGUAAGGUAGGCGGGCGUCUUACGUAACAGUCAUCUCCGCUACUGAAUAACAGACUCAUUCUUUUGAUUUUUAAUAGUUUUGUUCACUUCAGCCUGCAAUUAAAUACGGCGUUGAAACCAAAUCAAAACAAUUCGAUUUAUAUGCCAUACUAAAACAAUUUUCUCUUCUCAUUCGACAUUUUUUACGUAUCUCAAGUAAUAUUUUAAUUAUUUCCAGCUGAUAGUGUCGCCACAAAAACAAAAAGAGAAUAUUGCCCUACAUAACAGUGUGUACAUAUUAGGUUUGUCGGGUUAUGUUUUGUUUCGCGUGGUUGUUUGUGUCGGUGCUUUGUAUUUUAUUGUGAAGUGUCUGAAGCCCAGAGACUGCAACUUCAUUUCACUAUGACAUUAAGUGAAGAAGCAGAACAUGAAUCUCUCCUGGACUCAAAUUCUAAAUAUCAGAAAUCAUCUUACAAUUCUGUUACUUACGAGCGUGAGCCGAAAUGCUCCCAUGAUAAGGGCUGCGAGUCAGUGAUCUGCAUGAACAGCCUCCCUAGCAAUGGCGGUGAUGCAAACGUUAGUAACCCUUUGGGAAUUCCCGGUGUCGCCAUAGAUCAAAUGGCCUAUACGUGGCGAAACAUCAACGUUCAGACUUCAGGCUUGAAGCUGAGAAGACGUGGGAUCUGGUGUCGACGAGGCGGGUCCACAGCCGAUCAACAUGGGAAACAGAUCCUCAAAGACGUGAGUGGAAUAGCGCGUCCAGGAGAGCUGCUUGCCAUCAUGGGAUCCAGCGGAGCCGGGAAAACGACCCUCCUAAACACUCUGAUGUUCCGUUCGCCGCCCAAUCUCCAGGUGAGUGGACAGAGGGCUCUGAACGGCAUCCCCGUCAGUUCCAGCACCCUGACCAGCUUGUCGGCCUACGUACAGCAGGAUGACCUGUUCGUCGGGACCCUCACAGUACGAGAGCACCUCGUAUUCCAGGCUCUAGUGAGGAUGGACAGAAACAUUCCGUACAGAAAUAGAAUGUCUCGGGUAGAAGAAGUUAUUUCAGAGCUUGCCCUGAACAGAUGUCAGCACACUGUAAUAGGAGUUCCAGGAAGAAUCAAGGGUAUUUCAGGAGGGGAAAUGAAGAGGUUGUCAUUUGCAUCUGAGGUGCUGACUAACCCACCACUCAUGUUCUGCGACGAGCCAACCUCUGGCCUGGAUUCGUUCAUGGCACAAAACGUGGUGUUGGUGUUGAAGAAUAUGGCACUCAAGAGUAAGACAGUGGUGGUCACUAUCCACCAACCCUCUUCUGAAAUCUUCGCUAUGUUUGAUAAGGUACUGUUGAUGGCUGAUGGACGUGUAGCCUUCUUGGGGUCUUCAGACGAUGCCUGCAAUUUCUUCAGAGAGUUGGGCGCAGUGUGUCCCAGUAAUUACAACCCAGCAGACUUCUUCAUCCAGAUGCUCGCAGUUGUACCCACUCGGGAGGAAACCAGCAGGCAGACAAUCGACAUGGUGUGUGACGCCUUCCAGACGUCAGAGGCAGGGCGGAGAAUUAUCGCGGAAGCUGGCGAGGUAUCAGGCGGAUUGUCAGGAGCGGGAGGCUCUAAGAGCUUUUCUCAAGUCGUGGACCACCAGCGCUCCCCGUACAAGGCGUCAUGGUGGGCGCAGCUGCGGGCUGUUUUAUGGCGCUCUUGGAUUAGCAUCAUAAAGGAGCCUCUCCUCAUCAAAGUGCGGAUUCUUCAGACGCUGAUGGUGUCCGUGGUGAUUGGCGUGAUUUACUAUGGUCAGGAAUUGAACCAGGACGGUGUCAUCAACAUCAACGGAGCUCUCUUCAUUUUCCUCACCAACAUGACAUUCCAGAAUGUAUUUGCUGUCAUCAAUGUGUUCUGCGCCGAGAUGCCGGUGUUUCUGCGGGAGCAUUUCAACGGCAUGUAUCGUGUGGACGUGUACUUCUUGUGUAAGACCCUGGCCGAAGUUCCCGUGUUCGCCGCCCUGCCCAUCAUGUUCACCUGCAUCACCUACUACCUGGUGGGUCUUAACCCCAGUUUCCUGCGUUUCUUUGUCGCAAACAUUGUCGUCACGCUGGUAGCCAAUGUCGCCGUAUCAUUGGGUUACCUCAUCUCCUGUGUCAGUACCAGCGUUUCCAUGGCAAUGGCAAUAGGUCCGCCGGUAAUCAUUCCGUUCCUGCUCUUCGGAGGUUUCUUCCUGAACAGCAGCUCGGUGCCGGCUUACUUCAAGUGGCUGAGUUACUUAUCUUGGUUUAAGUACGGUCACGAGGCACUCCUCAUUAACCAGUGGUCAGACGUGCAGCACAUUGAGUGCACACACUCCAACACGACGUGCCCCAGGAAUGGACUCGUGGUCCUUGAGGCCUUGAAUUUCAAAAAGGAGCAUUUCUUACCGGAUCUCGUCAGUUUGGUGUCUCUCAUACUUAUCUUCCGGUUGUUUGCCUUCUUUGCGCUGCUGUGGAAAACUUUCCCUCAAAUUACUCUUUCAAGUUCUGAAUUUGUCAUUGCUGGUGACACAUCGAGGGAAUGGCGUUUCGAAUUUCUGUGGCUUAUGGCUACUGACAUAGUGAGAGAAGAGGGGCGUUGUUACGGAAAAUGGGAUCCUUCGGAGCACGGGGCCACUCUCACCUGGAGAGACGUGAGUGUCUACACGAUCGUGAAGGAAACCGUCGGUUUCUGCAGAAGAACCAAACCAACCUACAAGAGAAUAGUCAACAAUGUUACAGGAGCAGUGAAGCCUGGGAGUUUGGUAGCCCUGAUGGGGGGUAGUGGAGCUGGAAAGAGUACUCUCAUGGCAGCCCUGGCAUAUAGGAAUCCAGUUGGUGUGGUUGUUGACGGAGAUAUAAGGGUGAAUGGAAGGCCCCUGGGUGAUUACAUGCACCGUCUGUCGGGGUUCAUGCACCAGCAAGACUUGUUCGUCAGCAGCCUCACCGUCCAGGAGCACCUCAACUUUAUGGCGCGACUCAAACUAGACAGAAGGACAUCGAACUUAGAACGUCAGGGCAUAGUAUCCGACCUGCUGGUGCAGUUGGGGCUUAAUGAUAAUGCCAGCACUCUGAUAGGAGCAACCGGACAGGACAAAGUAUUGUCUGGGGGAGAGAGGAAGAGGUUGUCUUUCGCUACCGAGCUACUCACGGACCCUCCCUUGCUGUUCUGCGACGAGCCCACGACGGGAUUGGACUCGUUUUCGGCACACAAACUCGUGGAGAAGAUGAAGCAGAUGGCGUAUCAGGGGAGAACUAUCCUGUGCACCAUACACCAGCCUUCCUCCGACGUCUUCAACAUGUUUCAUGAGCUCAUACUGAUAGCGGAUGGACGAAUCGCCUUCACUGGCGAUACAAAGACAGCUCUUGAGUUCUUCAGCAAACAUGGUUAUGACUGCCCGGAAAAGCACAGUCCUGCAGAUUUCUUCAUCCGUACGCUGGCGAUGACUCCGGGUUCGGAAGACGCAAGCCGUCAGGCUGUGAAAAGGCUGUGUGACGAGUUCGUGGUGAGUGACACGGCGCGAGAAGUGGAACUAACGGUGCAGUUCCAAGAGCAUGUGGGGUCCACCUACGAGCACUUCGGCGACGUAAGAGAACAAAACUUCAAAGCUCCGUUUUGGUGUGACAAAUUGCAGUUGCUGACGCAUCGUUAUUUUCUACACGUUCUUCGGGAUCCUUCAAUUCAGUUUCUGAAAAUUUUGCAGAAAAUAACUAUUGCCGUCAUGGUGGGUCUCUGUUAUGCCGGCACUGUGCGGGAGACCCAGGCCGGGGUGCAGUCUGUACAGGGCGCCCUCUUCAUCUUCGUGACAGAGAACACAUUCACUCCCAUGUACUCGGUGCUGGCCCUUUUCCCUCUGGAACUACCGCUUUUCAUGAGGGAAUAUCGCAACGGGCUCUACAGCACCCAUAUCUACUACCUAUCAAAGAUGGCUGCCAUGCUUCCUGGGUUGAUUGUUGAUCCGCUACUGUUCGUGAUCGUUGCUUAUUGGCUUACUGGACUACGAGGCACACUAUACGCUUUCUUAAUGACGGUCUUUAUUACAAUCCUGACGGUGAAUGUGGCCACGGCCUGUGGUUGUUUCUUCUCGAAUGCCUUCGAUUCCGUGUCUAUCGCAAUGGCGUAUUUGGUUCCAUUUGAUUAUGUUCUGAUGGUCACGUCCGGACUUUUUAUCAAGCUGAGCACUCUGCCAUAUUACGUCAGCUGGACCAAGAACCUGUCCUGGCUAAUGUACUCCAACGAGGCUAUGUCCGUAGUACAGUGGGCGGAUGUUGGCAAUAUCACAUGCGAAAUGCAAAGUCCAGACCUGCCAUGUUUGAAGGAUGGAUCAGAAGUCCUGGACAGAUACAGCUUCUCAACAGAAAAUUUGUGGAGGGAUGUUAUUGCUAUGGCAACUUUAUGUUUUCUUUUUCAUCUUUUCGGAUACUUAUGUCUAAGUUCCCGAGUGAGAAACUCUUGAUUGUCUAUUGAUUUAUCUGUAAGAUAAAAUAAAUGGAUGUUAAAUGUA